GAGAAAAGUAGGUGAAUGUUUGAAAUGGUUGUGAAUAUUGUUAUGAUUAUAGCAUUCAGUUUAAGCUCACGUAAUAAUCAUAUACUCGUACUAACUACAUUUGCUGUAGAAUCAUAAUGAGGGCUUAAAAUUCAUGCGUUUUUUAUAAUGCAGCUGUACACUAUAGGUUUGAAAACAUUUUAUUUACGAGCGAAAAGGGGACUAAUUCUGGUUUUAUUUUUUACAAAACGUUCUAUAGACUGAUGUUUCAUUUGUUAAUGGAAGUUCCAUGCAGACUGGCGUUGUUGUUUUAAUUGGUGGAUUGUCUGGUUAUUAUCAUUUAUAUUCAUUGUCGUCAUAUUUUCAACUUGCAGGCAAAUAACAAAAUCGUGUGGGAUUACUCAGUGGCUGAAAGUUUUUAACAUUGUUACUCAUAAAAUUAUUUUAGCAUCAUUCAAUGGAAUUCAAUAAUUGAUGUGAUUAUGGCAACUGAAAAUGAAAUUGUUAGAGGAAGAAUUUUCCAGUACCUGGCCUCAGUAACAGGAGCCCUUACAAUGAUGAGCUUUGGAAUAAAUGCAUGCUGGACUUCUCCGUUCGUAACAUACUUGAAGUCAAACUCAUCGAUAAUACCAAUGACAAGUAAUGAAGUUGCAUGGUGUAUUAUAUCUCCAGGGAUAGGAGGUAUAAUAGGAGCUCCAAUAGCAGCAUAUUUUGCCGAUAAAAUAGGCCGAAAGUAUACUAUUCUCAUGAUGGCUCCCCCUGUAUUUUUUUCUCAGCUCAGUAUAGGUUAUGUUAGAAAUGUAUGGGUUCUUUUUAUACUGAGAUUGAUAAUUGGUGUGGCUGAUGGAGCUUGUUUCACGGUGGUGCCAAUGUAUAUCGGAGAAAUCUCAGCUCCUAAAAUAAGAGGUUUCCUUUCUUCCCUGAUCAGUUUCUUUUUCGUUUUGGGAGUAUUACUGAUCAAUACAUUAGGCUGCUUUUUGAGCAUAUUUUCUUGCAGUAUUAUUUGCGCUUCUGUGCCGGCCAUUCACUUCCUUGGAUUCAUCUUCAUGCCCGAAUCUCCUUAUUAUUAUAUAAAAGUUAAUGAUAUCAAGGCAGCUAAACAAGCCUUGAUUACUCUUAGGAAUACUGUGAACGUCGAAGAAGAUUUGAAAGUUAUAUGUGAUGCAGUUAAAUUAGAAGAAGAAAUGGUCAAAAAUACCAAAUUUACAGAUAUUUUCACAGUGCCAAGUAAUCGAAAAGCGGUAUCCAUUUACAUUAUUCUUUCUUUAGCUUUGGCAGGGUGUGCCAAGGCACCAGUGCUAUCUUAUACAAAAAUGAUCUUUGAAGAAACAGGUAGUAGCAUCAGCUCAAUACUCUCUACAAUAGUUUUCUGUACUGUCGAACUUGUUGUGAUGAUAUUUACAACGUAUUUCAUUAUCGAUCGUUUCGGUAAAAGAUAUUUGACUAUAAUCUCAACAGCUGGUUGUAGUAUUACUCUUUUCGUGAUGAGCGCCUAUUUUUUUGCCAAGGAUUUUGACUAUGACGUGAAACAUUAUUUGAACUGGCUUCCUCUCACAUCAUUAUCAUUGUACAGUAUUUUAUUCAGUAUUGGUUUGUCAUUCACACAAAUUUGUUACUUGAGUGAGCUUUUUCCCACAAAUGUCAAAGCAAAUGCCCUCUGUUCAGCAGAAAUUUUCAUUUUGUUCAUUAAUUCGAUUACGGUAAAAAUAUUUCAGGUAACGAAUGACGAGUUCAAUAGUUUAUCAGUCUCAUUUUUGUGUUUCUCAGUUUUAUGUAUGAUUAUGUUGGGGUUUAUCGUGAAAUAUGUACCUGAGACCAAGGGAAUGACUUUGGAAGAAAUACAGUUGUUCUUGAAACAUAAAUAGAUCUGAUAAUUUUUCAUCAUGUUCGUUUAUUUGGCAUAAUUUCAGCAUAAUCAUUAGUGAGAUGAAUGUACUCUUGUAUCUUGAUAAUGCAAACUCAACUUGACAGAUAAAACAUGUGUUGAUUCUAAAGGGUUCUAUGAAGACAACUAUCUCCUAGAUCGUUUUUCGUAUAUUUAGCCAAGUCAGACAAUUUUCCCUGACUCGUGACGAGUUCUGAUUUUGCUUCAGAAUAUUAAUAUAUCGUUCAAAGUGGAAAUAAAUGUUAAUACAUAUACUAGUAUUGGUAAUAAAGAUUUAAUGUGUAAAUAAUUACAGAGAUCAUUCAAAGUUUUCAGAAAUACUGCUACAUACCGUUCGUAAGCAUCAUUGGAAAAUGGUAUUACUUGAAAUAACAAUAAUUUCAAAUACAAGUUUCGAUUGGUUUUUUGCUUUUUUUGUUGUAUGCGUUUUCAUGAAAUGAAUAAUACAUUGUGUUUUUCACUUGAACAAACUCGAUAUUUGAGUUGAUUCCUUAUUUUAAAUUCCACAAUAAAUUCCAGUUUGAAAAAAAUUUAAGUGUAUAACCUAACAUGUUAUGGAUUCAUUUGAGUACAGAAUUGAAUGUGAAAAGAAUUUAGUAUUAUUGGCUCAAUUAUGUCACUUGUCAUUCAGAGAUGUGGUUAAUUUAAGUGACCUGAGUGUAUUUUUUGAACUGACUAAUUUCAAGUUAUAUUUUUUAAUGUUUGUAUUAUGUUUAAAAUCGAUAUUUCGAAAAUAAAUCAAUUGUUGCUAAUCCAUUGCAUGUUUCAUUCAGUAACACUAGGCAUAUCUUGUCAAUGAAACCUAAUAUGUGAAAUAUGUUCCUUGUGAUGAGUUUCUAUAGUUCGCCUAGUUUGACCAACAUACUUUCAACCGCAUUACUCAUAGCCUAUUCCGUAAAUCCCAGACUUUUAUUUAUCAGUUUCACGAUAAUUGAAGAGUUGAAAAGAGCGGGAAGAAGAAUAUAAUAACAAAAAAGACAGUUCUUAUACUAAAAAUCAAGUAAUGGCACUCAACUGAUCACCUUCAUUUGAUGACUCCUAUUAUCGAAGGUUAUGACUCGCCUAGAUGUAUACGAAAGCUCCUAGCUAGCUGUGAGAUUUGAUUUCAGUCAUCUCCAGAUGUUGAAAGACAAUAUUUCCGAGGAGGGAAUAAUUUCUUCUUCCUUUUUUUCCAUCUUGGUAUUGAUCAGAAAUAAAAAAUAAAAUCGUUCAUACAUUUAAUCAGAUUUUUUUAUGAUCAAUACCUCAGAUUGCUGAGGAGAGUGGUGUAAUGACUGCUACCUACGGUCGUCCGAAUUAUAUUUUAGUUCUCAGUACAUUAAUUAAAUCAUUAUUUUCUUAUUUUUUUCAAUAA
Molecule: messenger RNA, 3218 nt
Organism: Leptinotarsa decemlineata (Colorado potato beetle)
Lineage: Eukaryota; Metazoa; Arthropoda; Insecta; Coleoptera; Chrysomelidae
Product: facilitated trehalose transporter Tret1
Biological process (GO): transmembrane transport
Cellular component (GO): membrane
Molecular function (GO): transmembrane transporter activity
Source: RefSeq, a predicted model, not a curated record